AAUGCAGCCGUGUUAAUCAAAGCGCGUCGCUCGCCAGGAGAAGUGCAAGUGUUUUCCACGCUCCCAGGCAGCAUUCAAACUCAAAUCGCAGGAAAAAUUCAGCGAGAUGCUGUGCCACCGACACAUUCACAUCCAUUGCCACCUGUUCCUGCUGCAGCUCCUGGUGAUGCCCUUACUUCAGGGUUCCCCCGUUUCGAGUCCGGAGAUAGCUAGUAAGGGUUCCAAGUCGCCGAAUAGCCUGGCACAGGUGCAACAGCAGCAGCAGCAGCAGCAACAACAGGAGGCCCACCUGAACUCGCUGAGUGCCUACGCCAGUGGUUACGACAUGGCCCAGAACCAGGCUCAAACCCAAAAUCAGCUUCAAGGCCAGAUUCUAUCACAGACGGAUCCGGCAUUCAAGCCCUCGUACAAGAUGCCCGAGAUGGAGACCAACUUCACGCCCAUGCAAACGGCGGGAACACCAAGUGUGGCCAGUUUACCAUCGACUCCCAUGCUCAUGCAGUAUCUUCCGGCCCAGACAAUCCAGGAUGGAUCCGGAAACUCGGUUCAGUACCUUCAGCUGAUUCCCACCCGACCGAUCAUAGUGCCCAUCUCGCCGUACCUCUCGGCUGCCGCAGCGGCCGCCGGAUCUCCACCAGCAAUCUCCGCCGGCGCACAGCCUGACUUCGGAGGACGAACGGCCACUGUUUUGAGUGCUCUACCGCCCAAUUACGCAGCUCUCCAGGGUUACGCCAGUGGGUCCAUCAAUCCGGCCGCCGCCUUCCGCAAUACCUAUCGGAUCAAUCGCGAGGCCAAGGACAAACACUUCCCGCCCUCGUUCUCGCUUAAUCUCAACGAGUACUUGCCAGCCGCCUCGAUGGGACUGCCGGGAGGCCAUGACGCCUCCGCCAAUGGUCCACAUGUGUACCUGAGGACCAGGUCUUAGGAUGUAAGCUACCGCCAAAGUUUCGCAACGUUUGAGCCUCUUUGUCUCUUCCAGAAUAAAGCCUUAUAUGUAUAUAUGUAGA
Molecule: messenger RNA, 1007 nt
Organism: Drosophila mauritiana
Lineage: Eukaryota; Metazoa; Arthropoda; Insecta; Diptera; Drosophilidae
Product: mediator of RNA polymerase II transcription subunit 15
Exons: 2
Coding region: 107-925 (272 amino acids)
Source: RefSeq, a predicted model, not a curated record